AGGAAAGAAAACAUAAAAAUGCUGAACUGUGCAUUGGAAUUGAGGAAAAAUUCAGAGUUCCUCUGCGAAAGGUUAGAAGUUUUUGUUUUUUUGUUAACUUCCCAUUUUUUUCUCUCUCUUCUCCUUACUUAUUGAUACAUCCUUUCACUUGAGCUUGUUUUGCCGUCAAAUAUACUCGUAUUCAUCUGUUUUUUCUUAUUUUUAUAUUCUAGAUAUAUAUACAAUGACAGACAAUAAUUAUCCUCGUAGUAGAAAAUCAACGGCUGGUAUCAGUGCCAAAUAUGAUGAGAAAGACUAUUUGUUGGUAUCAUUUCUAAAUUUCAAAAAGCAUGCUGUUACCUAAAUCCGCCUCAUCUCUACCUGUGUUCGAUUUAAUUAAACAAUUCGUUUCCAAGCUUUCCGUUGAUAAAUGGAGUCAUUUGGAUUUAAUUGAAGAGAAACCAACAUUCGUGUCGACCUGUACCAUCGACAACUGAAUUCAUAAGAUGAUAGUUUUAAUUCUAGCUGCGGAACUUGAUAACUUUUGCGCAAUUUCAGAUUUCUGGAACUGGAUUAGGCACGUUCAAAUAGCCGAAGAACUAACAACUAUGCGUUUUGUUUAAGAAAGUUAACGGUUGUGUGCAACAAGAAGGAGACCAAAACAUAAUGUUGAUAAAGCUAUCCAACUGGCUUUAGCUAAACAAGCAUUACCUGAUGAUAUAGAUUUAUAUGAAGGAUGUGUCGCAGUUCGCCAAUGUUCGCCAGUAGACAUUCGCCAAUAGGCGAAUGUCCAGAAAAAUUGGCGAAUGUCCAAAAAAAUUGGCGAAUGUCCAAAAAAAUUGGCGAAUGUCCAAAAAAAUUGGCGAAUGUCGAGGGGACAUUCACCAUAAUUGGCGAAUGUCGUGCGGACAUCGGCAGUCGCCAAUAUGGCGAAUAUCUGUUGGCGAAAGUUGACAACAAAACAACAAAAAACAAAAUGAAUACUGAGGACAGGUACUGGCGACUGUCGCCAGUACCUGUCCAAUUAUGGCGAAUGUCAUGUGGACAAUGGCGAAUGUCGUGUGGACAUUCGCUAAUUAUGGCAAGUGUCGUAGGGGUACUGGCGAAUGUCAUGUGGACAAUGGCGAAUGUCGUGUGGACAUUCGCUAAUUAUGGCAAGUGUCGUAGGGGUACUGGCGAAUGUCCUGUGGACAUUCGCCAGUCGCCAAUAUGGCGAAUGUCUAUUGGCGAAAGCUGA
Didymodactylos carnosus is the source of this 1216-nucleotide messenger RNA. The record is from the annotation of a GenBank genome assembly. Lineage: Eukaryota; Metazoa; Rotifera; Eurotatoria; Philodinida; Philodinidae.